Molecule: messenger RNA, 5174 nt
Organism: Podarcis raffonei (Aeolian wall lizard)
Lineage: Eukaryota; Metazoa; Chordata; Lepidosauria; Squamata; Lacertidae
Gene: SUCO
Product: SUN domain containing ossification factor
Exons: 24
Coding region: 99-3803 (1234 amino acids)
Biological process (GO): regulation of bone remodeling; protein folding in endoplasmic reticulum
Cellular component (GO): cytoplasm; membrane
Source: RefSeq, a predicted model, not a curated record
UGCCGGACCCCUCGCCCGCCCCCGCCGCCCUUCUCCGCCCCGGCCCCCGGGAGGAUGCGCCGCCGCCCGCGGGCCCCACGAGCCAGAGGGCGGAGACCAUGAAGGAGCCUCCCCGCCGGCUGCUGCUCCUGGCUUCCUCCUGCUUCCUCCUGGGCUGCCUGGCCGGAUUACCCAGCUGGCAUGUCUUUUGUAAAGAGAGUCCUUCCUCUGGCUCUUUGCAUUUACCAAAUGAGAACUGUCCCUUGGAAAACAUGGACAAGAACAUCCAGGAAAAGGAGGAGACCCAUGGAUCCAUUGGAACAUUGUCUUUGGAACACAUUGACUCCAUUAUAAACACCCAUCCUGAAGAAUGUUUAGUUGACUGCACAAAGCAAAAAGAGAACAUGGAGAUGGAGGAAUUGAGGACACCUGAAGUUGAGGCACAGUCUUCAGUGGAUUCCAGUGAAGGUUCUUUUAGUGUAGCUGAUAUCCCUGAUAGUACUUUCAGCAUAUCUACCUCGGAGAUCUCACCAGUCUCUCAGCCCAAUGCAAUAGAAAACUCCAGUGCUGAUAUCCCUGUAGCUAGCUCUGCUGAAGCAGAGAAGUCAGAGCCUGACUGUGACCUGGGUGGGGCACUUGAGGGCCAGCCUCAGGGUGACUCUUCGUCUCUUGAUACUUCUCCAGAGGGCCUUGUAGGUCAACAUAUAGAAAAUAUAUCUUCACAUGGAAAGGGAAAGAUAACUAAAUCAGAAUUCGAACCCAAAGUUCCUGCAACUGAGCAAAAGACCACUCCAAAAUCUGCACUGAAUGCUUCGGGUAACAUAAGAGGGGAGAGAAAAGUAGGAGAAAUUGACCCAACUUCUGUAAUAAGCCCAAAGGAUCCAGGAGAUAUUCCCACUUUUGAUGAAUGGAAAAAGCAGGUUAUGGAAGUGGAAAAAGAAAAGAGUCAGUCAAUGCACCCAUCCUCCAGUGGAGGUCAGCCUCUCACAAAAAAGGUCCAGAAAAAUAGGAACAAUUAUGCUUCAGUUGAGUGUGGUGCCAAAAUACUGGCAGCUAACCCAGAAGCAAAGAGUACAUCAGCAAUACUAAUGGAGAAUAUGGAUCUCUACAUGCUGAAUCCAUGCAGUACUAAAAUCUGGUUUGUCGUUGAACUGUGUGAACCAAUUCAAGUGAAGCAGCUGGACAUUGCCAACCAUGAGUUAUUCUCCUCUACUCCCAAGGAUUUUCUGGUGUCUAUCAGCGACAGGUAUCCAACAAAUAAGUGGGUCAAGCUAGGCACUUUCCAUGCCAGAGAUGAGAGAAAUGUCCAGAGCUUCCCUUUGGAUGAACAGAUGUAUGCCAAAUAUGUAAAGAUGUUCAUCAAGUACUUAAAGGUGGAGUUGGUAUCACAUUUUGGAUCAGAACACUUUUGUCCUUUAAGCCUUAUAAGGGUGUUUGGAACUAGCAUGGUUGAAGAAUAUGAAGAAAUAGCUGAUUCACAGUACCAGUCUGAAAGGCAAGAGCUUUUUGAUGAAGACUAUGAUUACCCUUUGGACUACAAUGCAGGAGAAGAGAAAUCUUCAAAAAAUCUUCUUGGCUCUGCCACAAAUGCCAUUUUGAAUAUGGUGAAUAUUGCUGCUAAUAUACUUGGAGCAAAAACUGAAGAAGACUCAACUGACCAAGGAAAUAAAAGUGUCUCUGAAAAUACAACUUCCACUUCCUGGCCAGAACCUAAACUGCCGGAGCCCACUACCAUUCCCUCCUUAGAGCUUGUUACUUCAGAGAUCCUACAAAUGGAUAAAGAGCUGCUAGUCUUAGAUGCAACAAGAGAGAGCCCGAUUGUUCAGUUAGUCCAUGAAUAUGAAGAGGAAGCAAUUCAGUCCACAGUGACCUUACUGCCCAGUGAUGAGCAGGAAGAAGACAUGCCAUGGUUUGAGUCUGAAACACAAAUCUAUUGCUGCGAACUAUUGACAGUCUGUUGCAUUUCCAGUUUCUCAGAGUAUCUGUACAAGUGGUGUUCAGUGGUAGCGACACUUCACCGUUACCGUAGCAAAAGUGACACCAGUUGGGAAAAAUACUACUCGGCUGCUACUUGGCAGGCCCAGCUGGUUCCAACCAAAUUGUUGCCAGUUUUAGUGCAUGAACAUCCUUCAGAGAAAUUGGACACCUUAAUUGCAGAGCCAUCUGAAACUGUUGUCAGUGUCUUAAGUAGCAUCUUGAAUGGGGCUGUGAUCAAUCAGACGGAGGGCACUUUUGAACUGGAGCCCAGUCACCCACAAACUGUGUCUCAGUCCAUUCUCUUGGAUGCUACCACAGGAGCUGAGUCCCUGUCCACAGUUGCGGCAUCCUCGGAACCUACAAAACUUGAAGCCGUAUCUGAAACCCCAGAGGCCCCUUCACAAGAGGAAAGUCCUACUGAAGAAGAUGGAGUUGUUGGGUCUGCUGCAGAGAAUCCAUCUGCAACCAGCAUUGUAAUUGAAUUCAGUGACAUGAACACAGAUGAAAAAACCUCAACUGAAAUUAUUUCAAAACCGACAGAGACUAUUCCACAGUCUGAAUGUACAGUAGCUGCAGAAAGCUAUGAGGGCGAAGCAAAAAUUAGUUCUUCAGAUGCGGAAAAGCAAGUGGUGUCUCUUGUGGAAACAUCAUCUUUAGAAAUGAAGGACGAUGAGCAGACAGCUGAGGAAGCAUUUCUUGCGAUUCCUGUUUCUGGAUUGCCACGGACAGCUACAGAUUUUUAUGCCGAAUUGCAGAAUUCCACAGACUUGGGUUAUGGAAAUGGGAAUCUUGUUCACGGAUCAAAUCAAAAAGAGUCUGUGUUUAUGAGGCUCAAUAACCGCAUUAAAGCCCUGGAAGUGAAUAUGUCUCUCAGCAGCCGCUACUUGGAAGAACUGAGUCAAAGAUAUCGCAAACAAAUGGAAGAAAUGCAGAAGGCUUUUAAUAAAACUAUAAUAAAACUUCAGAAUACUUCACACAUAGCCGAACAGCAGGAUUUGAAGCAGACAGAGGCCAUCCAGCUGCUGCAGGCUCAGCUGACCAACAUGACACAGCUAGUCUCCAAUCUGUCGCUAACUGUGACUGAGCUAAAAAGACAGGUCUCUGAUCGCCACAGCUAUCUUGUGAUUUCCUUGAUACUCUGUGCCAUCUUGGGUUUGAUGCUCUUUCUUCAGCGUUGCAAAAAUAAAUCAGAGUUAAAUUAUGACUACUUCUCAAAAGUUCCCAAAAGUAAUCACUAUCCUAGUCCGAAAAGAUGUGUUUCUUCCUAUGAUGAUAUGAGUUUGAAAAGAAGAACUUCCUUUCCACUCACCAGGUCUCAGUCUUUUCAGCUGAAUAGUAAGGAAGUGGAUCCAGAGGACUUGUACAUUGUAGAACCACUGAAGUUUUCCCCAGAAAAAAAGAAGAAACGUUGUAAAUAUAAAAGUGAAAAAAUCGAAACCGUCAGGCCAGUAGCAGAACCAGUGCAGCAGGUAGCUAAUGGCGAAAUAAAAAGCAAGAAGCCCUUUACCAAUCAGAGAGACUUCUCUAAUAUUGGCGAUGUGUAUCACUCUUCAUACAAAGGUCCCCCGUCGGAAGGGAGCUCAGAAACCUCAUCACAGUCUGAGGAGUCCUACUUCUGUGGCAUUUCGGCGUGUGCAGGUUUGUGUAACGGACAAAUCCAAAAGACAAAAACUGAGAAGAGGGCUCUCAAACGAAGGCGAUCUAAAGCCCCAGAGCAGGAGAAGCUCCUAAAAACAUUAAUACAGACUAAGACGGGAUCCUUGCCAAGUCUGCACGAUAUCAUCAAAGGAAACAAGGAUUUAACCGUGGGAACACUCGGUGUCACAGCUGUUUCUGGGCACCUUUAAAACUAAUUGAACUCUUCCUAAUGGGAACUUUUUGUACGACAAAUCUUGUAGUAUUUGGGUUGACAGGGAAGGAGGGGUUGGCUAAUUGGGAAACAUUUAGAAGGUACAUUGGUUCUUUUGCAAAUAGAUAGGACUGUGGCAGCAACCACCCUUAGUUAAUAAGCCUCAGCUUUUCCAAGGCUCAUUUUCUAUGUGGAUAACUUUGGGAUGGGUGGAGAUGGCAGGGUCGGGACUCAUUUUAUACAGUGUUUUUCACAACUGCUGACGGUGAGGUCUUGAAACUCAUUUUGGGUGGAGCAGAGUUAAAGCAUAAAUGUUUCCCAUAUUGCUGUUCCCCUGUUUCUAGCACCUUCCCAUAUUUAUGUGCCUUUUUGUCUAUUUAUAAUACCACUGGAAGGGAGAACUAUUUUAUUUGUACCUUCAAAUUUUAUGGAAAUACAACACUACAGUGCUAGGGAAGAAGAUGCUGGCUUCCAGUGAGGUUAAGUAAUGUGACUGGGAUACUGUGGAAAUGCCGCCGGGUGGACUUUCUCUUUGAGAUCCACUUUGCAAACUCACUUGUGGCUGAUACAUCUUUGAUGGUACAGUAUCCCUGCUUGGAUGUAUUACUCAAAACAUGUUUUGUAGCCCAACUGACUUGAUUGACAGAGAUAAUUAACAUUAUGACCUUUAGUUGUCUUCCUGCGCUAAUAAAUUGGGAGGAAAGAACCAUUUAUGCCAGUUUUGGAUAAAACUGCCUAUCAGUAGAAAUGCACCAGUGAGUUUGUCAAGCUUCACGUUCUAUUUUCUGUUUCAAAAAGUAUGUUUAUAAAGUUUGCUUUUUGUAUUGAAUGACCUUAUGUUCUUUGUGUGUGUGCCAGUAUGCGUUUGUACUUUCUCUUGUGAGGUUUUUGUUUUUUUAAAAAAAAUUGCAUAUCUGGAAUGUGAGUACAUGAGAGUGAAUGUGAUAGAAGGUCCAUUUUGAGAGUUUAGAGGUUGUUGUAUAAGUUAACUUAUUAAGCACUUUUAGUAGAUCCUCCUUUGUUUUCUUUUCUUGAAAGAGCUAACGUCUUUUCCCAAAUAUCAUUCAUAAUGUGACUUAUUUAAAGCCUGUUUUGAAAAUUCCAUGUUUGAGUACUUUUUUACAGUGAUGAACUUAAGUAUGCACAGCUAGCCAGUCAAAGAAGUGGACCUGGUUUUGGGUUUGUUUGUUUUUUUAAUAACAAGGAUUAAGAAGUGGGUCCAAACCAGAAUGGCAAUCAUAACGGUGAUACUGUUUGCGUGAAGAAUACAAAAUUGAGGCACUAGAACUUGUAAUAAGUAACUACGGAUUUGUAGUGCCAGUAGAAACUGUGAAUUUCCAAAUAAAUCUGAACACUUGUCUUUAAAAUA